CUCCAGCCCCAGGGGCUCUCUCACCUGGAUGAGGAUCUUGCCAAGGCAGACGAAGGGGGUGCUCACCUCCGCCAUCAACAUGCAGCCCAGAAAGAAGUCCCCCUUGCCCUGUCGCCACACCUGGGGGGGGGGGCAACAAGGUAAAACUGCACACCUGCUAGCCGGAGCAGGAGAGUGAGGCUCAGAGACCGGGCCACAGCAGCUCCAAAGCGCCACAGCUGGGCAGCCGCAGACCCUAACCCCACUGCCGUCCUGAGCUUGCCGGGGAGUUCCCCGUCUCUGCCAGCCCGGGUCCCCGAGGACUCACCACUGACAGCGGGAAGCACACAAGCACCAUGACAGCGUGGUGGAGCACCAUGAGGAACUCCUUGUGCAGAAGAGGAAGCAGCUGUGGCAGUUUAAUACAGCAACAACAACACUUGCCAAGAUGAUGCAGCUAGGAAAACUGGCAAAGCUGGCAUUGAAACCCGCGAAGAUGUGCAAAACCACAAAAAGGAAGUUUUUGAAGUGCCCUCACAGGUCACAAAUUUGCAUCCUAAGGACCCAAGCCAGCCCGCCAGUGUAUUUGGUUUUUCCAGUAUGGUGUUGCCAGUACUGUAUUUCCUUGAAUUCUAAAUUAUAGGUUAGUGAUGCAAAACUGGGAGCUCCAUGUAAAAGCCCAGCUUCUUUUAAGACAGAGUCAGAGGGAUUAAAUGAUGAAAAGAUCCCACUGCUUGCCUCUGGCCUCCUGUGCCCACCCUCAACUUCCACCGCCACCACUAACUCUUCUGGAAGGCUGGUGAGGUUCUGCAGGCCCCAGCGCAGGACCGCAAAGCACAAGGGGAAGAAGGCACAGCCGGUCACGAAGAGCAAGGUCAUGCCUCUGCAGUGGAGAAGGAGUGUCUGGAUGCCCCAGAGGAGGAAAGACACACCACCAACCAGUGCUGGCCGGCGGCAGGUGCACUGGUACAGGGCCAGUGUGGGGCUCCCAGCUCGACUUCGCCACCUGCCUCUGGCUUUCCCUCCCACAGCCCCGCUCCGCAGGGUCCCACCUGAGCUUGCCGGUGAACCUGAGGGCGAGAGAGACCCCACGGAGCGCCGGCUGUGGGCCCUGCUGCCUGCCUGCCGCAGACGCACCAUGCGAGCAGAUGGACCCAGCUCGGUGGAAGUCACACAGCAGGUCGCUGCGUAGCCCGGGGGUUCAGCCCCAGCCCUGGGGCGCCCCCAGGACGUCCAGCAUCCGGUGACGGUCCGACCAGGGCGGCAGGAAUUCGUCCUUGCGGUACGGUCACCCCCGGGUCUGCGGAGGAGCGAGGCGGGAAGGAGGCGUUUGGGGCUCGGCGGCCGCCGUAGGCGCCGCUCCCUGGUCCCCAUGGCAACCGCGAGAAGCAGCGGAAGGCUUUUGGGCGGUGCUGGCGCCAAAGCGAUUGGACCGAGCGCGGCGCGGAAUCCGUGAACGGCCCGCUGCCCCGAGGCUGCAGCUCCGGGACUGACUGUGCCUCCCCACCCCAUGGACGCCGCUUCUAGCCCGUGGAGUCCAACCCCAGCUCCUGCCAGCAACCCUUCCUUGCCGCUCCCCAUCCCCGCCAUUGUCUUCAUCGCUGUGGGCAUCUAUUUGUUGCUGCUGGGCCUGGUGCUGCUCACCAGGCACUGCCUGCUGGCCCAGGGCUGCUGCACGGACUGCAGCGCCCCCUGCAGGAAGCACAGCGCCUCUGAGCCCCAAGACUGUUGCUGGACCUGCGCGGAAGCCUGCGACUUUCCUCUGCCUAGCCCGGGCCGCUUCCUGGAUGCGUGCUGCCCCCAGCCCAGCGAAGCUGGUUGGGCCCCUCGCUGCCCCAGCUGCUGCCCCCUCUGCGACUGCGCCUGCGCCUGCCAGCUCCCGGACUGCCAGAGCCUCAACUGCCUCUGCUUUGAGAUCAAGCUCCGAUGAGGACCCCAGGGCCCUGCCCUCUGCGGGGAGCGGCCAGCCCCCAGGGCUCCGCGCGGCCCUCCUCCCCGAGGGGCCUCUGGACACCUUUCUCCAGGUCC
Messenger RNA from Oryctolagus cuniculus (rabbit), 2007 nucleotides. The record is from RefSeq and is a predicted model, not a curated record. NCBI's taxonomy places the organism in Eukaryota, Metazoa, Chordata, Mammalia, Lagomorpha, Leporidae.